Molecule: messenger RNA, 1350 nt
Organism: Suillus bovinus
Lineage: Eukaryota; Fungi; Basidiomycota; Agaricomycetes; Boletales; Suillaceae
Product: acyl-CoA dehydrogenase/oxidase
Exons: 13
Coding region: 1-1350 (449 amino acids)
Molecular function (GO): flavin adenine dinucleotide binding; oxidoreductase activity, acting on the CH-CH group of donors
Source: RefSeq, a predicted model, not a curated record
AUGGCUCCUCACCCAGUUGUGGAACUAACUUCAGAAGCAUCUUGGAAUCUCGUCGAGGACAGGUUUACACCUUAUGGGAAAGAAACGCUCGCAAAACUAGUAUGUUUCCUUCAGGAUGAAAUUCUUCCAUCCGUGAAACUCGCACACGCGCAGCUUCCCAAAGACCCUGUGCAGCGAUGGAAAACGGUGAUUCCCGUAAUCGAGGAGCUCAAGGUGAAAGCACGUAAGCUCGGGCUGUGGAACCUUUUCCUAAGCAAGACGCAUUACCCUGAACACGGCGUCCCGUUGACCAAUCUCGAAUAUGCAGUUAUGGCUGAGAUUCUCGGACGUGGGGGACACUUAGCUUCCGAGGCUGUGAACUGUUCGGCCCCUGAUACCGGGAACAUGGAGGUCAUCGCGCGAUAUGGAUCUCCGGAACAGCAAAGGAAGUGGCUUGUUCCUUUGCUAAAUGGCGAAAUUCGGUCUGCUUUUGCGAUGACUGAGCGGUUUGUGUCUUCUUCGGACGCUCGCAACAUCAAAACCUCUAUCAAGAGGGAAGGAGAUGAGAUUGUUAUAAAUGGUCACAAAUGGUGGAUAUCGGGAGCGGGCGAUCCGCGUACCAAACUUCACCUCGUUAUGGGAAAGAGCGACCCAGACAAUGCGAACGUAUACCAGCAACAAAGUGUGGUCAUAGUGCCGGCAGACGCACCUGGAGUAAAGAUUAUCCGGCCAAUGGAAAUAUUUGGGUACGAUGAUGCGCCUGAGGGGCACUGUGAGAUCAUAUACGAAAAUGUGAGGGUGCCUGUGAGCAACUUGGUGCUAGGCUGGGGACGAGGCUUUGAGAUAAUUCAAGGCCGCUUAGGUCCAGGACGUAUUCACCAUUGUAUGCGCUCGAUAGGUGUGGCAUCGAGCGCUCUAGACCUCAUGAUCCAGCGCGUCACAGACCCUACCCGAAAGACUUUUGGCAAAUUCCUUUACCAGCACGGUACGGUAGUAGCUGAAAUUGUGCGGUCGCGGGCUGAGAUCGAGUCUGCACGUCUUCUUGUCAUGAGCGCAGCGCUUCAAAUCGACAAGCAACGGCCCAAGGGUGCGUUGAAGGAAAUCGGCAUUGCCAAGCUUGUCGUUCCUGCGAUGGCCUGCGGAGUGGUCGAUCGGGCUAUGCAAGCAUAUGGUGCCGAGGGUUUGAGCCAGGACCAAGAACUUGCGUCUAUGUAUGCUCAACUGCGGACGCUGCGGUUGGCGGAUGUUCACAUCCAACAGGUCGGUCAGCGUGAGUUGAAGCGUGCACCGGAACUGCAUAAGCGUGCUGCGGAACUGAAAGAAAAGGAGUUUGCUGUACUGUCUAAGGCGGGUAUGAAGGCUCAUCUGUGA